This is a messenger RNA of Helianthus annuus (common sunflower), 837 nucleotides long. Its product is annotated as glutathione transferase GST 23. NCBI's taxonomy places the organism in Eukaryota, Viridiplantae, Streptophyta, Magnoliopsida, Asterales, Asteraceae. The record is from RefSeq and is a predicted model, not a curated record. Gene Ontology annotation, biological process: glutathione metabolic process. Gene Ontology annotation, molecular function: glutathione transferase activity. The transcript has 2 exons. Bases 16 to 681 code for a protein of 221 amino acids. Gene Ontology annotation, cellular component: cytoplasm.
AAGUCAACCUCAAAAAUGGAAAUGGAAAAGGUGAAGCUUUUGGGGACAUGGCCUAGCCCAAUUGUUAAAAGGGUUGUUUGGGCACUAAAGUUGAAAGGCAUAGAGUACGAAAUUACAUAUGAAGAUCAUGCCAAUAAGAGUCCUCAACUCUUGAAGUACAACCCUGUUUACAAGAAGGCGCCGGUACUAGUGCACAAUGAAAUACCCAUUUGCGACUCGCUUGUGAUUCUAGAGUACAUCGAUGAGACAUGGAAGGACGUGAGUCCUUUCUUACCUCAAGAUCCUCUUCUCAGAGCCAAUGAACGUUUCUGGGCAAAAUACGGCGAUGAGCAGGUUUUACCAGCAGUCUAUGGCUAUUUUAGGAAGCAAGGGAAGGAUCAAGAGGAAGCUAGAGAAACAACGUUGGCGCAUCUAAAACGCGUAGAACAACUGCUAAAUGAAAAUAACUUCUUGAGUGGAGAGCGCGUUGGAUUCUUGGAUCUUGCUUUCGGGUGGCUUGCUGAUUAUUCUCGUCCCUUAGAAGUGGUAAGUGGUGUGAAACUCCUUGAUGAAGAUUCAUUUCCAAAACUAUGCGCAUGGAGGGAUAGAUUCCUUGAGAUCCCUGCAGUUCAUGAAAGCUGGCCUGAUCAAGAGACCCUAAUAGCCAGAUUUCAAAAAAGCAAACAAACUCUGUUCGGCUAACUUUCUACAACCAAACAUGUUUGUUUUAUGGUGUCAAAUGUGUCGCUAUUCGCUAAUAUAUACACAUUCGUCGUGUAUGUUAAAUAAAUGGAACAUCCAUAUGUUUCGCCGUAUGUAUGAGUUGCAAGAUUUAUGUAAUCCAAAACCUUUAUGUAA